This is a messenger RNA of Cucurbita maxima (winter squash), 1895 nucleotides long. Its product is annotated as 28 kDa ribonucleoprotein, chloroplastic. The transcript is spliced from 4 exons. Gene Ontology annotation, molecular function: mRNA binding. The record is from RefSeq and is a predicted model, not a curated record. Gene Ontology annotation, cellular component: cytosol. The coding region runs from base 84 to 989 and encodes 301 amino acids. Lineage: Eukaryota; Viridiplantae; Streptophyta; Magnoliopsida; Cucurbitales; Cucurbitaceae.
CCUUAUCCAAUAUUUAUAACCCACGGCGUAGCUCUGUUUUACCUUUCCGACCAGGAGUGAGCAGAGUGCGGUGAGCGCCGGCAAUGGCUCUGGUUCGUCUUCCUUGUUCUUCCUCCUUCUUAUUCCUUCGUUCUAAUCAACAGAAUCUGGUGUUUAUCGCGCCUCUCUCAUGUCUGCAAAAUCCAUCUUAUUCCAACAAUGGCGAUAUCAAACUCUCUCUUUCGCGCUCUUCUUCCUCGCUUUUUUCUACUCCCCUCGGCCACAAUCCUUUAACUUCCAUUAGGGCUAAGAGAACCAGAAAGUUUGUUUUCCAGUUGGCCUCGACCUCCCAAGACGAUGCGAUAGCGAGCUCUUCUUCUGAUGCUGAGGAGUUUUCUCGAACCAGAUUGCUUGCUCAGAACGUGCCUUGGGAUUCUACUCCUGAGGAUAUUCGUUCUUUGUUUGAGAAAUAUGGUACUGUCGUAGACGUGGAGCUUUCAAUGUAUAACAAGAUCAGAAAUAGGGGCUUGGCGUUUGUCACAAUGGGAUCACCUGAGGAGGCCCUUGCGGCAGUUAAUAAUCUCGAAUCGUAUGAAUUUGGGGGUCGUACCCUGAAGCUCAAUUAUGCUAAGGUUAAAAAAGAGAAACCCUCCCCUCCCGUGAAACCAAACCCCGUUACUUUUAAUUUGUUUGUUGCAAAUUUGCCAUUUGAUGCAAGAGCAAAGGACCUCAGGGAGUUCUUCGAUUCGGGGAGUGGGAAUGUAGUUUCUGCACAAAUUAUUUUUCACGAGAAUCCAAGAAGGUCUUCUGGAUAUGGUUUUGUUGCAUUCAAAACAAAGAAGGAUGCCGAAGCAGCUAUUUCUGAGUUUCAAGGGAAGAAUUUCAUGGGAAGAUCACUUCGUGUUGCACGUAGUAAACAGUUUGUGAAACUUCCCUCAGAAGAGAAUUCCCAAUCUGACGAUACAUCAACUGAUGGUGUGGAGCUAGCCAGUGCUGCUGCUGAAGUUUAAAAUUCAGAAGCCUCUCACUGGAGGAACUAAGGAGUUUGCUAUCAACCUUUCUUUCUUUUUCUUGUUCUCUAUCUUUUUUUGGAGGUAUGCUAUCUAGUUAUUCAAUUAAGGAACACAGUACUUUCCCUUUUCUUUUACCUAUAAAUCUCCUACCUCUAAUGUUUAGAUGAUUCAAAGUUGGAUACCCCAACAAAAAACGCUCAUUAGAUCAUUUACUGUAUCCUUUUCUCUAUAUGAAGUCUUAAUGGUGAUUUAUCAACGCACGUUAAUGUAAUUGAAUUUAGCAUUUAGUUAAUGAAUGAAUACAAAUGAACUAGGUUUCAUAGUUGAAUUGGCAUCUUAUGACUGUUUAGGUUCGAGGUGAGUUAUUCCAUUGCAUAGUCACAGUAUUGUAUUGAUUCAAGAACAAAGGACAAUCAGUGCAAUUUGAUCCAUGCGUAUUUGCUUUACAUAGAUAGGUGGGUGGAGAAAGCAAUCCCAAUAUGAAUUUCUGUUCAUGUGUACUAUAUUGCAUGAUCUCAGCAUUGUACUUGCAUUCACAUUCAUGUGUACUAUAUUUCAUAAUUGAGAACAUUGAAGGACAACCUGUACAAUUUGAUUCUUUUUCUUUAAAUUGACAAGUGUUUGGUGGGGUGGGGAGGAACAAUUCCUCCAUCUUUUCUCAUUCAUGUGUGCUAUAUUUUGCAUAAUCACAGGGUUGUGCUGAAUCGAUAACAUUGGAGAACAGUCUGCAAUUUGUUUGUUUAGAUGAUUCAUUUCAAUGCUUUAGGAAAUCUAGUCCACUUUGAGUAUCAGCAUUUGAGUGAACAUUUGUUGGUUCAUAUUUCAUGAAUGCUGGCCAUCCCUUCAGUGUGAAGAUGCAAUGGAUAGAUAUUAUCCUCAAAUGCAGUGUUGAUUGUUUGUUCU